Messenger RNA from Plasmodium vivax (malaria parasite P. vivax), 2736 nucleotides. Its product is annotated as RNA-metabolising metallo-beta-lactamase domain containing protein. Gene Ontology annotation, biological process: snRNA processing. Gene Ontology annotation, cellular component: nucleus. The record is from RefSeq and is a predicted model, not a curated record. Bases 1 to 2736 code for a protein of 911 amino acids. Lineage: Eukaryota; Apicomplexa; Aconoidasida; Haemosporida; Plasmodiidae. The transcript has a single exon.
AUGCAGCACUACAACCGCACGAAAAUCGUGAUACGCGUGCUGGGGGCGGGGCAGACGGUGGGGCGCUCGUGCGUGAUCGUGGAGCUGGAGAACCGGCGAGUGAUGUUCGACUGUGGCUCGCACCUGGGGUACAAAGACGAACGGAAGUACCCCAAUUUCAACCUCCUGGUGAGUAGCGAGGCCCACGCAGAAGAGAGGGAGAAGGAGAAAGGCGAAGCGAACAUUUAUGAGCACCACCUAAACACAGAGGUGAACAUAAGCAUAGUGAAUAGCAGCAUCUCGGAAAAGGAAAAGUUAAUAAACAAUUUGAAGAGAAUAAAUGAAAUGAUCGACUGUGUAAUUAUAAGUCAUUUCCAUAUGGACCACAUAGGAGCCUUGCCCUUCUUCACGGAAAUAUUAAAAUAUAGGGGGACCAUCCUUAUGAGUUAUCCAACGAAGGCCCUGAGCCCAAUUUUAUUGCUGGAUGGAUGUCGAGUGGCAGAUUUAAAAUGGGAGAAGCAAAACUUCGAGAGGCAAAUCAAACUGUUAAAUGAAAAAUCGGAUGAACUGCUAAAUUAUAACAUUAGUAGUUUGAAGAAGGACCCGUGGAAUAUUAGCGAAGAGCAAAUCUACUCCUGCAUAGGCAAAGUGGUAGGGCUGCAAAUAAAUGAGACCUUCCAAAUGGGGAACAUGUCCAUCACGCCGUAUUACGCAGGCCAUGUGUUAGGUGCCUGCAUAUUCAAAAUAGAGGUAAACAACUUCAGCGUAAUUUACACGGGUGAUUAUAACACCGUUCCGGAUAAGCACCUUGGGAGCACGAAAAUCCCUUCGCUUACCCCGGAGAUCUUCAUUUCUGAGUCUACGUACGCUACGUAUGUGAGGCCAACGAGGAAGGCAUCUGAAUUGGAUCUGUGCAACCUGGUUCACGAGUGUGUGCAUAAGGGAGGGAAGGUCCUGAUCCCCGUGUUUGCCAUCGGACGAGCACAAGAGCUAUCCAUUCUGUUAGAUUCCUACUGGAAGAAAAUGAAAAUAAAUUACCCAAUCUAUUUUGGAUGUGGCUUAACAGAAAAUGCAAAUAAGUACUAUAGAAUAUACUCCUCCUGGGUGAAUAGCAGCUGCGUCUCCACAGAUAAGAAGAACCUCUUCGAUUUUGCUAAUAUAUCCCCAUUUGUAAACAGUUACUUGGGUGAAAAUCGGCCCAUGGUUUUGUUUGCCACUCCGGGGAUGCUCCACACGGGGUUAUCUUUAAAAGCUUUUAAAGCAUGGUCAGGCUGUAGUAAAAAUUUAAUUGUACUUCCAGGUUACUGCGUUCAAGGUACUGUGGGUCACAAGCUCAUCAUGGGAGAGAGGAAAAUCUCAUUUGAUGGAAACACCUAUUUGAAUGUUGCCUGCAGAAUUAUAUACCUUUCCUUUUCUGCACACGCUGAUUCGAAUGGGAUACAACAGCUCAUCAGACAUGUGCUCCCUCAGAAUGUUCUCUUCGUCCAUGGGGAGAAACACGGAAUGGAGAAGCUAUCCAAGCAUAUAGCUUCCCAUUAUUUAAUUAACUCCCUUUGCCCUUCCUUGGGCCAACACUGCGAGUUUAGUUUUUCCAAGGGUAAUAUGAAGCAUGUCUACGUGGAGGGUACGCUUUACGCGGAUAUCCUUCGCAAACUAAAUGAGCAGAAGGAGAGACGGUCCCUUUUGCUUAGCAGCAAGGCAAGUGGCCUCUACCGCAGUGACGCCACUAAAUUGGCCGCACGGGAUGGCACUCACUCCGUGUCGUUCGCGGCUUAUGUUGUUUACUUCACCAUUCGUGAGAAGCCCUACCUGUUGUUCCUCCCCAGGCGGGAGCUCGUGCGCGGGGUGCGGGCCAGGUGUUUCCCCGUCACGCUGCUCCGCGGGGGGAGGACCUUCAGCUCGGACAGGCUCUUCGGUAUGGGCGGCACGGAACAUGGUGGCAAUGUGCCCCCCGCCCAGCCAGGCAAAAGGAAGUACGGCGAGAUGUCAACAGGGGGGGGAGCACCAUUGGAAGGGGAAGAAGGAGAAGAGGCGGGAAAAGAGGGAACAUUGCGAUGGCCUCCAAACGCGGAAGGGCGCAGUUCCCCCCAGGGAAGCCCCCCCAACCGGGCAAGUAAAAAGCUCGCAGGGGUGCCCACCGACUGGGUGGACCCUACAGGGGGGAGUCCAGGCGGGUCAGAAGUAGAAAUGCAAAAAGGUGUAGCAGCAAAAGGAGGUCUCUUUCACCCCCACGAGGAGGAAGCGCAGCAGGGAGGGCGGCCUCUUAACCUCGCAAAGGGUGCACCCAUUGCCGCUCCCACUCCCUGCGAAGACGCUCUGCAGACGGGUCGGCAAGUCCCCCCCAGAGGCACGCGCAACUACGCUAGGGGUGAAGACCAAGUAACCAUGCCGCUAAUCAACCUGCGCUUUAGGGAAAGCAUCACCAUAAGCUACCACAAAUUUUACAAUUUUGCAAUUUCCUUUUUCAAAGAAAUUUUGGACACGAAGAAUAGGAAUAGCAUCCGUUUUUUGGGCGAAGGGGUAAUUAUAAAAAAUGUGAAGGAGGGUGAUGGGUAUGUUUUCCUCUUGUCCUUUCUGUCUCUUCGGGCCAUUCACGAUGGGGGGAGUUCCCUGCUUGUUCAGUGGUCCUACGUGGACGACGCACCUGAGUCGGCCAUCCAUAAGUUCAUAAGCGCGAUUAGGGAGUACGCCGCGGGGGGGAAAGCAGAACCGUUGCAGCUGGAAGGGGAAAGAAAUGUACAUGCAGGGGAGGGGUAA